Penicillium chermesinum is the source of this 624-nucleotide messenger RNA. RefSeq lists its product as uncharacterized. The record is from RefSeq and is a predicted model, not a curated record. NCBI's taxonomy places the organism in Eukaryota, Fungi, Ascomycota, Eurotiomycetes, Eurotiales, Aspergillaceae. The transcript is spliced from 2 exons. Bases 1 to 624 code for a protein of 207 amino acids.
AUGCCAGUCACAGAAUUAGCGCUGGUCCGCUUCAAGGCCACCGAAGAGCCACCCUCGGCGGCUGUCAAAGAACGCCUGCGUGCGGCACAGCAAGGCCAAUCCGAAUACUCGAAAUACCCCGUCACUUUCUUCAGCCAGACGGAGGACUCUUCGUUCGUCUACUUGCUUGGUGGCUGGGAAUCUGUGGAGGUCCACACCAAUGACUGGAUUACCUCUGCAACGAACCAGAGACUACUUGGGGUUUUCGCGGAGGACCUCAGUGUUGAAUGGAUGUUCCAUCUCAACCUUGAUGUAUUAGCCUGCAUCAUCCGCCAUCCCCUCGAGGCGCCCGUGGUUGCGAUCGCCAGGUUCUUCGUUGAACCCAGUAAGAAGGCCGAGUUCGAGACGACGCUCGCGGCUGGAUUGACCCAUCUGGGCGCGUACAUUGCCCCUCUCACAUACGCCGGUGGGUGGCGACUCGAUAAAGAAGGCGAGGACGAGGAAUACGUGCUCUUCACCGGAUGGAACUCGGUCGAAGACCAUUUCAAGUUCGCCGAGACGGAGUCUUUCAAGGAGUAUGCUAAGAUCAAGCCCCUGCUGAAAGGGUCAGAAAUCAAACACGGCCGAGUGGAGAAGUGGGAAUAA